Molecule: messenger RNA, 6432 nt
Organism: Phialemonium atrogriseum
Lineage: Eukaryota; Fungi; Ascomycota; Sordariomycetes; Cephalothecales; Cephalothecaceae
Product: glucan 1,3-beta-glucosidase
Exons: 19
Coding region: 1-6432 (2143 amino acids)
Biological process (GO): proteolysis
Molecular function (GO): polygalacturonase activity; serine-type endopeptidase activity
Source: RefSeq, a predicted model, not a curated record
AUGUUUUGGGCUGUUCCCCUAGCCGUCAGUUGGCUGGGGAUCACGACCACGGCAGCAGCAGCUGCUCAUCACCGUGGUCCGCAUGUCUCCAGGCCGCCCCCCGACUUUUCACCCCGGGGAGAUCCCUUUUACUACAUGGUUGACAAUACCUUCAACACACAUAAAACCGCACCUGAUAAGGGCACUCAGAAUGGCGCCGUGUGGCUGCACUCGGGAAGCUUUGAGAACUACAUGGCCAAUCUCAAUGGAAAAGGCAAUAGCAACUCAACAGCACCCGACUUCCGUGGAGCUGCGACCACCAAUGAUACUUCGAACUACCUUCACAACGUCGCUUUCGGUGCCGGGGGAAUACCCUUCAUCAGCGACAAUAACAGCAGUGCCGGCGCCGGCCCCCCAGUAGACGGAUCGGGAAACUCGACGUCUUCUCUGAAGACUCGAAGUGUCAAGUCCCGACAGGGCUCGGAUUACUGGCUUCCAGAGCUGGCGCCGCUGGGAUCCCAACCCCUAGCUGCCAGUGGCUAUAAGCUUUACCGCGAUGUUACAGCCUACGGUGCUGUGGGAGACGGUUCUCACGAUGACACUGAAGCUAUCAAUGCUGCUAUCCAGGAUGGACACCGGUGCGGCGAGGAUUGUGGCAGUACCUUCACCCAAGGGGCCAUCAUCUACUUCCCACCCGGAACGUAUAAAAUCUGCCGUCCCAUCAUCCAGCUCUACUACACGCAGUUUAUCGGCCAUGCUACCAACCGGCCUACAAUCGUCGGUUGUGAAACCUUCUCCGGCAUUGGGCUGAUCGACACAGACCCGUACAUCCCCGGCGGCAAUGGCGCUCAGUGGUUCGUCAACCAGAAUCAAUUCUUUCGCCAGAUCCGAAACUUCGUCUUCGAUUUGACGAAAAUGCCCCUUAAGACGGACGAUAACGGCCAGCCACUGGCCCCGACUGGUCUUCACUGGCAAGUUGCUCAAGCAGCGUCCCUGCAAAACCUGCUCUUCAAGAUGCCGACGAACGACGGCAACGGGACCCACGUCGGCAUCUUCAUGGAGAACGGGUCCGGCGGGUUCGUGUCGGACCUCGAGUUUCAGGGAGGCGCCGUCGGCUGGAGGGCCGGAACGCAGCAGUACACGGCCCGCAACCUCAAGUUCACGGGCUGCACCGAGGCGGUGCAGAUGAUCUGGGACUGGGGAUUCAACUGGCAGCAGAUCGAAGUCGACGGCGGCUCGAUAGCCUUCAACAUCAGCGCCAAGGGCGGCAUCACCGCCCAGGGCGUGGGUUCCAUCUCCCUCAUUGACUCCAAGUUCACCAAUGUGCCCACGGGAAUCCUCACCUAUGCCGGCACCGAUGCACCCCCCAACAUGGUCAUCGACAACCUGGUCACGAGCAAUGUUGGCGCCGUCGUCAAGACAGCCGAUGGUGAGGUUCUGCUGGGAGCCUCCGAGCACGUCGCGCUGUGGGCCAUCGGCCCACGGUACAUCGGUGGACAGGGUGGUUACCAGAGCGGCGAUGUUUACGGUGUCCCGAGCAAGCCGUCGAGUCUGUUGAGUGACGGAAGUCUCUUUGCCAGGUCUCGUCCCCAGUAUGAGACUCUCGGCGUGGGCAGUUUCCUCGUUGCCACGGCCGCGGGCAUCAAGAACGAUGGCACCGGCGAUCAAACGGCUGCCAUCAACACUUUCCUUCAGAGCGCUGUAAGCCAGGGACUGGUGGCAUAUUUCCCAGCGGGUAUCUACCAGAUCCAAGGCACCGUCUUUGUCCCUGUCGGUUCCAAAAUCCAGGGAGCUAGUUGGUCGCAGAUCCAAGGUACUGGGACCUACUUCCAAGACAUGAAGAACCCCAAGGUCAUGGUUCAAGUCGGUCAACCCGGCGACAAGGGUGUCUUGGAGAUUGUUGAAAUGCUGUUCAGCGUCAAAGGGCCAACUGCCGGCGCCAUCUUGAUGGAGUGGAACGUCCACGAGAGUACCCAGGGAUCAGCUGCCAUGUGGGAUUCACACUUCCGCGUCGGUGGUGCGACAGGUAGCGAGUUGGCCAUCGGCGACUGCCCCAAGUUCGGAUACAGCGAGAAGUGCAUUGCUGCCUCUCUGUUGUUCCACAUUACUUCAAAAGCCUCUGGUUAUUUUGAGAACGUCUGGGUCUGGACUGCCGACCACGAUAACGACAUGAACAUGUACUAUGAACUAGACGCUUCAGUUAACCAGGUCAGCAUCUAUACUGGCAGGGGAAUGCUUAUCGAGUCCCAAGGCCCCUCCUGGUUCAUCGGUGGUGGCUCGGAGCAUAGCGUUUUGUAUCAAUACCAGUUGUUAAACGCCAAGGAUAUCUACUUGGGCCACAUCCAAACGGAAUCUCCAUACUAUCAGCCUGAUCCAGUUGGCCCCAAGCCCUUUGAUGCAGUCUCCAAUCCCGGAUUCCCUUCGGAUCCGACGAUCGACGACUGCAAGACUGAUACGUGCCGCAACUCGUGGGCUGUUCGGAUCAUCGACUCUUCCGACAUCUACAUCCACAGUGCCGGCAUGUACAGCUUCUUCCAGAACUAUGACCAGGAUUGUGUCGGCACGUUUGACUGCCAGGACCGAGUCAUCCAGGUCAGGGGCUCCCACGAUGUUGCCAUUUUCAACAUCUUCACGGUUGGUUCAGUUCAAGUUGCCAACGGCGCGGGAAACCAAUUCAUCACGCAAGAUGACACGCAGAGUGGUUUCACCACCGAAGUCAGUGUUUGGGUUCCGCCCCUCGGUGACGACGACUAUGAAGUCGUCUAUCUCGGUUCUGAGGUGUAUACCUCUUACACGGCCCAAUGCACGGCGCCGUGCAUCUUCGUGCUCCCGCCGAGUGCCAUCCCAACAACGACAAUCACCAUUCUGUCUUAUGUAACCUCAAUCCAGGUCGGUUCCGGGGUAGGCACCACCACUACGAUAACAGUCCACCCCACCGCCAUCACAACAGACUCGAUGGGCUUCUCCAACGUCAACGUCACUUCGGACCAAAACACACAAUUUGGGUUUGUCCCAACCAAAAGUGUCCCUGUGGCGCCGGUGACGGUCGACGUGACCGGACCCGAUGGCCAACCAACCCACCGUACUCUCAGCCUUCCCCCGUGGCCAGCCAUCAACAACGGGCCACCACUUGGCUGGCCAAGCUCAGCAGGGCCAUGGGGCUCAAAUCCUGCAGGAGGUGGAGUUGGUGGAGGUGUUGUGAGCGGAACACUUAUGGUCCCGUUCGUGACCCCGUACUCGGUUGGGUUCACAGCCACGGGCCCGACCACCGCGACUGUCACCUUCCCUUCAGUCGUGAGCCCCACCACGGUGUCUUGCCCUCCGUCUUCUGUCUUCUCUUUCAACACCCCAGCAACCGCCGUGACCCUACCCUGCCCGGGAGUCAUGACCAUCGACUUUACCUGCCCAACCACCAAAGUCGUCACCAUCACAGCAUCCACAAUAACGCAGGUCACUGUCGACUGUACCACCAUCAUCGGCGUCAGUGUGCCCACCUCGGACACGACGUCGACUACCACGACGCCUUUGCCCAUCUGGACUACCUGGCCUCCGGGGAUCAUCGCCCCCGUCACCACGAGUGUGGACAAGCCCAAGCCGACAGGCGAUCACAGCGAGACGCCAUGCCACCUUUGGUUCUUCUGGAUCUGCAUUUCCUUCCAGGAUAUCAACAUCAAGGGAUGGUCAUGGAGUCUACCUCCGGGAAUCUAUCCUCCUGGCCCGCCCCCUCUCAACAUCUUCCGUCCUCCGCCGGGAUGGACAAUCAAAGGGCCGCUCCCGCCCUGGCCUCCGAUCACCAUUGGAUCCGAUCGUGUCCCAACCUUCGACCCAAACAAUGACAACAAGCCGUGCGAGACCAAGAGCGCGUCCAUCUGCUCCACAACCACGUCGUUCGUCUCCGUCGUAUCGGAUGGAACCACGCAGACGUCCACUUCCACGAGCGCCACGUGCGCGACCAUCUUGGGCUGCAACGUCGAGGACGAAAACAGCACAACCGACGUCGCGACCUGCACGGUGGAGAGGGCAAGGCGCAAGCGAAGAGACACUCCCCAGACCGCAGUGCCUGCACUGGCAACGGCCGCCGCCGCAGCGCGCGUGGUGCCUCGUGAUGAUACGCCCCCCGACAGUGAUAGUGACUGCGACGACGAGUUUGGCUCCGAUUCCAUCAUUUACCUCCGUGAUCCAAAAGACUCGGUUGCAGCCCAGAAGAUCAGGGACAUGCUUGCCAACGAGUUCUUCCACGAGGCCAGGUCUGAGGCGCUGAAAUUCACGGCCUUCUUCUGGGUUGAACAGCUUGGCGAUAACACGGCAGCGAUAAUGAAAAAAAUGGACGAGGUCGCCUAUGUUUACGAUUAUGAACAAUAUAACCAGAACAAUCCUGAUCCGGACCGCAGCUCAGGGAGAAGUGUUUCUGCCAGCCGCCGGAACGGCACAAUGGAGCUUGUCAAGCGCGAAGAUCAGAAGAGCAACUUCUGGGAACUCUCGGAAGUCUCCACACCCAGGAAAGGAGAUUGGUACAACGACGAAAGGAUCCGAGUCCAAAAUCCAACCACGCAGCAGACUGACUACAGCUUCUAUUAUGAUCAGUCCAGUGGGGCAGGUCAAUAUAUUUAUGUGGCCGAGGAUGGAAUCUGGAAGGACCAUCCCGAGUUCGACGGUGCACUCAUCGAGCACGUGGAAGGAGCGGACUAUGGCGAUAAGGAUAUUACCGCCGACCUGGAGCACGGGUCCGGGGUUGCCGCAAAAGUAAUCGGAAGGAACCUCGGAAUUGUCAAGGCCGCGACCAUGGUCGUUCUCGACAAAAAUGCCAACGAAAAUGACGUCGCUAAUCCCAAAACGAUCAUCAAGGAGAAGAUCCUCGAGUCAUUGCUCAAUGCUGCUGACGAUAUUGCUAGAGACGAAGGACGCCGCAAGGGCAAGUCCGUCGUGAGCAUAUCAUGGGGCGUCAGGUCAAUCUUUGUACCCCCUGAAUUCUUGGAUACUAUGCUCGCUAUCCUCAAGGAGCUGGAUGCGCUCGACACCCCCAUUGUCACACUGGCGCACAACUAUGCUCGAGACCGCAGCAUCGGCCCGGAGAUAAUACAUUACCCUGCCAAGUUCCUCGGGGAGGGGAAGUUUCCAAAUCUGAUUGUUGUCGGAUCAACAAACGGGAACAGCAGACGGGCUGGCUCGAGUAUGGAGUCGGACUGGAUGACCACAUAUGCACCCGGCGAGAAUGUGAACAUCCCCGCUGGGCCAUCCGGGGGAUAUAUGGUGGACAGCGGGACCUCUUACGCGACUCCCCUUGUCGCCGGCUUGGUUGCUUAUUUCCGUGCUCUCCCCCUGCCAGGCGACUGGAGCACGCAGCUGCAGAAGCCAGCCGCGAUCAAGGCGUUGAUCAGGAAUUUCCAGCGACGACUCAUCAUCAGCGAUCCCAGCGUCCCGCCCGACGAAUCAGGAACGACGGACAUCAAGCCCUUCAUCUGGAACGGCCAGGUUUUCGACAAGUCGUGUCUGCUCGACCGGCCCUUCGAGGGCGAUGCCGUGUGCGGAGACGAGCUCCCCGCCGAUCUAGGAACCCUGUCCGCCAACGGCGGCGAGUCCAUCCAGGGCAACGGAGACGGCAGCGCCUACCCGGACGGCCAGGGACCUCCCAGCGACGCCACGGGGUCGUCGAUCACGUACCACCCGGGCACGCCCUCGCCGACCUGCACCACCAAGUGCGGCACCCUCUGCAGCGGCUACUACUGCCAGGCCAACCCCACGGGCACGCCCUCCGACUUCACCGACCCGGUCAACCUACCCACCCCGCCACCGAUAGGCCCCACGUCGUGCGACUUCACGACGACGUCGACGCAGUGCAACGGCAGCGGCGGCAACACCGUCUGCGUCCCCGUCGAGGUGUGCACGACGGCGCCCGACCUGCCCGACCUACCGGGGGGCCCGACCCACACGGGCACCUGCGUCGCCUCGGGGGCGGUGACGACGUGCGCCAUGGGACCCGGCGGGCAGUCGGCGUGCGUGACGACGUCGACGUGCACCAACUGGGCGACGGCGACGCCGAAGCCGCCGCCGCCGCCGCCGCCGCCGCCGGUGCCCGAGAAUGGCUUCAUCAUCAUCGCGCUGAUGGAGCUGCUGGCCAACUCGGAGGGGGGCUUCGGCUUCGGGCAGUGGGUCCGGUCGUGGAGCGUGUUGGCGUCGACGCUGGAUCGGCCGGUCGAGCUGUGCGAUUCGUCUGCAGUCUUCACCAAGUCGACGACCGCGGCCAACGGCGCUAGUCCCGGGUUCCCGCCGACGCUGGGGCCGUUCGAGGCCGUGGGCUUCACGUGCACGUACAAGGGGACUGAAGAUAAGUUGGGGCUGCUGGUUUGUGAUGGUGUCAAGAAUAUGUGGUGUUCGCACAUGGAGAAGCAAGUUGAGGGGUGCGGGAUUGUGUACAACCCGACCAUGACCACCGUCGUGCUUUGCCAGUGGUGA